AUGGUAGAGCCUUCAACUGUAAAGGAUCAGAAACUUAACAUUCAGCCCACAAAAGUAAGCGGCGAUGAAAAUGCUCAUACAUCGGUUUCAAUAGAUCCGUCUUUAUUGAGUGUGGAAAAUUUGACAAACGGUGAAGAUGAGCUUACAGACGAUAUAGAUGAGGUGUUAAAUACCACUGGAAAUUUCGCAAUGGAACUAGCAUCUCAAAGGAAAUCUUUGAAAUUGAGAAACAAAAAGAAGAUUCAAAAGCAAAAGAAAUCAGGUAUUAGCGGGGCUACUUCUGUAGAGCUUCGUGAUCUUGUUGAUGAGACCGUGACAAUCCUGCCCCGGGAUGUAAGUUCUCAUAAUUUGAGACAGGAAGAUGAUAUAAUCAAAGUAAAUAUAGAUACAUCAAAUGACGGAAUUGAAUCUUCUGUAGACGCCUCAACAGACAUAGAUAUAGAUAUCAAUGAGUCUUCCACUAACGAAUCAGCAAAGACGGGAGUUGAUAAUAUUCCAACUAGGAAGAGCAAAAAAGGUAAAAAGAAGAAAGUUAAAAAGGCUCGUAGCUCCUUGAAUUCUACAGGCAGUACUGAUUCUUUGAACCAAUCGACUUUAGAUUCCAUAUUGGUAGGUAUUGAAGAGUACCUACAGGACGAUAACUCAAAGGACGAUGAGGAUAUCAAGGUAAAUGUUAUUAAAGAUGAAGUCAUCAAAGAUAAGCAAACCACAGACAAUGAGGUCAGUAAAAUAAGCUGCAUACCUUUGUCAGAAAAACAAUUUGAUGAGGGAAAAGAGAAUAUUGAAACUGUCAAGAAAUCUACUCAGGAAAUACUCAAUGCUGAUGUGAUCAACACAGACCACUAUGAAAACCAAUACCGUGCUGGCUCAGGUGAGGUGGAACGUGCUACAUCUCAAGAGAAUAAUGACACUUUGAAUACUGGCAAAGAAAAUAUAGACCAUCACCACAAACCGCGCAGUUUGGAUGAAGAGAAGGAAAACACAGAAAUUGCAACAGCUGAUUCUCUUUUACAAAGCGGAACUAAAAUUGCUAAAACCGAUAUCUCAGCUAUGGAUGGAUUUCACUCUAAUACUGGCGAAUUUAAAGGUAGCGAUUUGGAAGAGGGACGGCAAACUGAUACUGCUCAGAAACCAGAACAUCCACUAAAUGUAGAGUUAGAAGACGAGGAUAAAAAUAAAAGUCAUGCCUUGGAACUGCAAACCAAGGGAAACGAAAAGCCAGUAACCGCGAAUCAUAAAAAAGACGAAAACGUCAAAAAGUUUGAAGGCAUUGUUUCCAAAAAAGACACUACACUAGAAGAAGAUCCGAUUAAGAAAGAGGCUGACAUUGAUAACACAGUGUAUCAGACGGGAUGCACUAGUGAGGAUGAGUUGCAAGACAAUGCUGUUAAGGUACCUUUAGAAGCUGUAAAAAACGAAAAAGAAAAUUCAACUUCGCAAGAACUUGAAACUGGUAAUACGACUGAGCAGCCAGCUGCUGUAAAAAACAACAAAGUAUCCGGUAUCGAAGAGGGAUCAUCCUCGAAAAAAGACAUGACUUCAGGAGGUUAUAAAGAAAAAUUGAAGACGGGGUAUGAUUCCAUCGCUAGGGAAUUAGAAGGUAAUGCAAAGUUUGAAGAAACAUCAGAAAAGCCUGCUCGUAAAGAUUCUGCUGAAGUGGCCAGCAAAGAAAACAAGCCAAAAGAGCAUAUUAUUCUUGAAACGUCUAGAGUAGAUACGGAGGAAAAAGAGGUCAAAACUGCUGAAGCUUUGAAGGGUGAUACGAACGGAGAAGCUUUCAGUGCUGCUGAGGCUUUAAAAGAAGAUACCGAAGUACAUGGCGCCGUUGCUGCUAAAACUUCGAAAGAAGAUGCGGAAGUAAAAGGCGUUUUAACUGCUAAGGAAGCUAAAAAAACAGAAGAUGCCAGAACUUCUGAACCUAUAAAAGAAAGCACAAAUGUCAAGGAUGCCGACGCUACAAAACAAGAAGCGAAAGGAGACGUCACCGAAACUAAUGAAGCUGUAAGAGAAGCUGCACAACCUGAGAAUGGCAAGGAUGCUGACGCUUCCGGAGAAAACACACAAACAAAAGAUCUCGAAGUUGCAAAAGAAGACGCUGAAGCUGCCAAAGAAAGUGUGAAGUUAGAGGAUGUGAAAGUGGCAGACACCGAAGACACCGAAGACACCGAAGACACCGAAGACACCGAAGACACCGAAGACACCGAAGACACCGAAGACACCGAAGACACCGAAGUUACUGAAGCUAUAAAAGCUACCGAUGCUACUGAAACUAUAAAAGCUACCGAUGCUACUGAAGCUAUAAAAGCUGUCAAAUCUACCGAAGCUACUGAAGCUAUAAAAGCUACCGAAGCUACUGAAGCUAUAAAAGCUACCGAUGCUACUGAAGCUAUAAAAUCUACCGAAGCUACUGAAGCUAUAAAAGCUACUGAAGCUAUAAAAGCUACUGAAGCUAUAAAAGCUACCGAUGCUACUGAAGCUAUAAAAGCUACNCUACUGAAGCUAUAA
Saccharomyces eubayanus is the source of this 2505-nucleotide messenger RNA. RefSeq lists its product as uncharacterized. Bases 1 to 2505 code for a protein of 834 amino acids. NCBI's taxonomy places the organism in Eukaryota, Fungi, Ascomycota, Saccharomycetes, Saccharomycetales, Saccharomycetaceae. The record is from RefSeq and is a predicted model, not a curated record. The transcript has a single exon.